Messenger RNA from Meriones unguiculatus (Mongolian gerbil), 4287 nucleotides. RefSeq names its product zinc finger and BTB domain containing 6 (gene Zbtb6). The transcript has 2 exons. NCBI's taxonomy places the organism in Eukaryota, Metazoa, Chordata, Mammalia, Rodentia, Muridae. The record is from RefSeq and is a predicted model, not a curated record. Bases 433 to 1701 code for a protein of 422 amino acids. Gene Ontology annotation, biological process: regulation of transcription by RNA polymerase II. Gene Ontology annotation, molecular function: RNA polymerase II cis-regulatory region sequence-specific DNA binding; protein binding; DNA-binding transcription factor activity, RNA polymerase II-specific.
AGUGAAGCAGGCAUGCCGGGGGUGAGGCAGAAAGACUAUGCUGCGCGGGAGUGCAGCCCGGUGCGGCCUCAGCUCCACCCUGGCGCGCGCCCGCCUGGCCGGUCGAAGUGGAAGGCUCGGCGUGGGAACCGUGUGCCUCGCAGGAGGGAGUUGUCAGGCAGGCGAUCUAGGAUUCAUGUCAGCUCUUCCUGCGGUGUGCGCUCCUGUGCCCACUGGGUGAACACAAUAAGGAGGAAAAGAUGCACGGGGAGAGGAGGAGUCACGUUAAUCAUUGGUUUGUGCUCAAUGAAGCUAAAGCACGAGUUGGGAAAUGGAGCUGGAAGCGAAUGCAAUAGAUAGGCAAAUGGGGUGUUCGCUUGGUUUUGUCAGUACAGUGUAAGGAGCUGGGUGUAUGAAAGAUGGACCAAGAUCAAUCUGUAAAAGAUUGUGACCAUGGCUGCUGAGUCUGAUGUUCUACAUUUCCAGUUUGAACAACAAGGAGAUGUGGUCCUACAGAAAAUGAAUCUCUUAAGACAGCAGAAUUUAUUCUGUGAUGUAUCGAUUUUUAUUAACGAUACUGAAUUCCAGGGGCACAAAGUGAUUUUGGCUGCUUGCUCCACUUUCAUGAGAGAUCAGUUUUUACUCACACAGUCAAAACACAUCAGAAUCACCAUUCUGCAGAGUGCAGAAGUUGGCAGGAAGUUGUUGCUGUCCUGCUAUACUGGAGCACUUGAAGUGAAAAGAAAAGAGCUUUUGAAAUACCUGACUGCUGCCAGUUACCUUCAGAUGGUUCACAUUGUAGAAAAAUGCACAGAAGCUUUGUCGAAGUAUCUGGAAAUUGAUCUUUCUAUGAAAAAUAACCAACACACUGACUUGUGUCAGUCUUCAGAUACAGAUGUAAAGAAUGAAGACGAAAAUUCUGACAAAGACUGUGAGAUAAUUGAAAUUUCAGAAGAUAGCCCUGUAAACCUAGAUUUCCACGUUAAAGAAGAGGAAAGCAGUCUGCAGUCUGCUGUGGAGAGGUUGACAUCAGAGCAAACGGGAAUGACAUCACCAGAGCUCUCUACAGUAGACAGUGGCUUUAAAGAGAAUGAAAUUUGUAUCCUCCAUGUAGAAUCGAUCAGUACAGACAGUGUAGACAAUGGGCAGUUUUCACAGCCCUGCACCUCAUCCAAAGCAGGCAUGUACUUCCCUGAAACACAGCACUCACUGAUCAAUUCUACCGUUGAGAGCAGAGUGGCAGAAGUCCCUGGAAGUCAAAAUCAAGGCUUAUUUUCUGAGAAUACCGAUGGAAGUCAUGGGACAGUAAGUGAGAUUCAGAACCUGGAUGAGAAUUUUUCCUUGAGGCACCAGUGCCCCAGGUGUCCGAGGGGCUUUCUUCACGUAGAAAACUAUCUGCGCCACCUUAAGAUGCACAAACUGUUCUUGUGCUUGCAGUGCGGGAAAACAUUUACACAGAAGAAAAACCUCAACCGGCACAUCCGAGGACACAUGGGCAUACGGCCCUUUCAGUGUACCGUGUGCCUGAAGACCUUUACCGCUAAGAGCACACUUCAGGACCACUUGAACAUACACAGCGGUGACCGGCCAUAUAAAUGCCAUUGUUGUGAUAUGGAUUUCAAACACAAAUCUGCUCUCAAAAAACACCUAACCUCUGUGCACGGCAGGAGUGGUGGUGAAAAACUGUCUAGGCCUGACCUCAAAAGGCAGAAUCUGCUGUAAUCAAAUCGGAAACUUGUGAAAUAAACGGAAUCACUUUGUUAGGCACUCAAGAUGCAGCAUUUGUUGUGUGCCUCCCCCAAUCUUUAGUGUUAAUUUUUCUUUUCUUCUUAUAUGUUACUCAUUAUAAAUCUCUAAUAGUUCCAAAGUUGUGAGUGGCUUCAAAAUCUUUAUGAGAUUCUACGUUAUCUCAGUCAUUAUGUAUUAGUCCUGUGUUCAGCAGUAAUUGCAGAUUCUGAUUUGUAGUGUUUAGAUAAGUGAUUUAAUGUUGACUCUAACUAUGUAGUAACUUCAGUUGGUUAGAAUGACAAAAUAGAUUUGAAAGCAUAAUGUUGCCAGUCAUUAUUAAUUUUGAAAGCAGAUGGGACUUUUAAAAAGAUUUUCUUUUUAAUGUUUAACCAGUGUCCUUGAAUUAUAACCAGAACACCUAGGUAUUGUCUUAAACUAAAGGAACACAAUUCAGAUUCACAUGGGACCAGCAGAAUGUCCUUAGAAUUUCAUUUAAAUGAAAUGUCCAAGAGAAUAUGUAAUUAGACCCUUUUCCUGGUUACACAUAACACAGCUGGAUUAAGAACUCUGUGGCCAAUGCAAGUAUUUUCUUGGCAUAGAUUGGGAAUAGUCCAGUUUCAUCAAAGACAUUUGUUCUACAGUUUACUUAGGGUUUCUUCUUUUAUUUUGGUUAACAUGCACUAAAAUUGACCCUUCUCUGGGUCAAUUCAUAAUUCAGUGAAUUUAACACAUGAUUUUCUAUAGUUGGGACACAAACAGUUCCAUUUCCUUCCCAAAUUCCCUAAUGUUUCUCCUUUGUAGUCACCCAUUCUAGCUUUAAAUUCUACUGAGUUCUUCAUGACUAUAAUUUGCUACAAUCUGUGGUGAUAUAAAACUGGAAUUUUACAGUAUGUUUCCUUUUGAUUUUUUUUAACCCAACAUUAUUUAAUUGAACUUCAUUUCUGUGUAUAUUAGCAAAUCAUUACUUUUUAAUAAAUAUUUUAUCUCUUAUUUUACUUUCGAUUUGUGUAGUCCAGGCUGCCUUCAAGUUUGCCUCACUUCUUGAGCACUGGGAUUACACCUGACUCCUUUUUUCUGUUUUGAAUUAUCUAUAUCUUUUCGAAGAGUAACCAGGUGCAUAGUUUAAGUUUUGAAAGCUACUAGAAUUAGUUAUAAUAUCUCAUUUGUAUGAAUACCUCUGAAUUAAAAAAAUUUUUUUUUGCCUCUAUAAUGAAGAGCAAAAUUUAUUGCAGGACAAAUCACCUUCCCUGACCAUAGGAAGUAUUCAAUUUCAAGCUGUCCUAUUUCUCUUCAUAACAUAGCUCUAUGUAGAGUUUCUACUGUAUACUAUAUUCUGCUGGCACUCUCUGUAUUUUAACAUGUAAUAUACUUUGUACUAUAUAAGAGUUUUGUGAAAAUCAUGUAGUUGUUAAAUACAAUUUUUGUGAUCCUUUUGUGAGAAUAAUGCUCUACACGGAAUUUUAACUCUGGGAGUGACUUUAAUGAAUCUAAGUCUCACAGUUGACUUCAUAACCCAAGUCACCAUUUAAUGACAUUGAGCAGGUAACCUGUCUUUCGACUUUUCUUAAUUUUAUAUUAAAUAGCUUUGACCUUCAUAAUUUGUAGAAUUAGUUCUAGGUCUAAAUUUCUACAAAUUUAUAUUCCACAUGUGAACAAAGGAGACAUUUAUGUCUUUGGAAACAUUACUAUUUGAGUACUCUGUUAAAAACAGAACUUUUCUAAGGUAAAGGCUUUGUUCCACUGCUUCAGUGGCUAAUCUCCUUUCCCGUGUGACUUAAGAAUGGCCAGUUACAGUGUGAGCACAUUUCCUUCUGAGAAACAGAUUACUUGUGACUGAAGUGCUUCUCUUAUUUUUGCUUCCUAAGCUGAAUUUUGGAGGGGAGGGCUAGGGAUGGGUGAGGAGGGUAACCUACAGUGAACAACAGAUUUUUUUUUUAAGAGGGUGGUAUCUUACUAUAUUGGUUGUUUUGAAGGUGUUUAAGUUUGAUGUGUGCCUUGUAAGAUUGUUGUAAAAAAGAAAAUUGUGAGCACUUUGAAAGUUUUGCUUGUGAGAGGGUGUUUUAUAAAGUGAUUUGUCAUUUACACUAUUUCUGUUACAUGCACAGAUUAACUUCAAAACAUUCCCUGGAGAUCUGCGAAGUGCACAUGCCUAUCUGUUUUCCAGCACUUGAGAGAGAGGCAAGAGAAUGAAUUCAGUGCCAGCCUUCUUUACAUAGCUAAGUUUGAGGCCAGCCUCAGCUACCAGAGACUUUGUUUUAGAAAAACUAAAAGUAAACAAACAAAACACAUUCCUGGGCGAUUAUCUGUUUGCAUGACGUGUCUGAGAAAUGCAGCAAAGUGGAAUCUGUUAAAAUAUGCAGGGAUGACAAAGGAAAGUAGCAUUUAUUCCUUUUUAAACAUUUUUAGCUGUUUAUGACAGAAAAGCAGUAUGUUUAGGUUGUGCCUCUAUUUAAUGCAUUUAUAUAUGUAAAAGGUCUUGAGAAGGUAGUUGUUACUUUAUUAUAGAGAAAAUCCUUUCCUCUUUUCAUUGGAUGUAAUUAUGUUUGUAUAAAACAAUAAACUGGAAGUGGGGAUGGAGAA